Echinococcus granulosus is the source of this 2313-nucleotide messenger RNA. RefSeq lists its product as hypothetical. The coding region runs from base 1 to 2313 and encodes 770 amino acids. NCBI's taxonomy places the organism in Eukaryota, Metazoa, Platyhelminthes, Cestoda, Cyclophyllidea, Taeniidae. The record is from RefSeq and is a predicted model, not a curated record. The transcript is spliced from 17 exons.
AUGUGCUUCCUUAUCCGUAUUACUGGGCCCAAGGAGACUAAUGAAGCUCAGCCCUCCUCACCGGGCUCUGUAGCUCUGAAGGAGAUGAAAAUGGAGGAGUUAAUUCACCAGAUAUUCGUGGAGGAAAAUGUAACACACGAUACCUGGCAGAUCAGUAGAAACGGCAAGUACUUUGUGGUUGAAUUUCCGGUAAUUAGCAGAGCCUUCGCAGAAAAGAUUCUAGACCGUCUGUCCUACUAUAAUGUGGGCAAAACAGAAGACUCCAGCAUAAUGGUCAUCGAUCCCGCUGCUCUUGUCUGCAAACGUUCCAAGGUCAAGGGAGCUCACGACAUUCCUGUGAAGCAUUUUCAAAAAUUCGUCAAUUCUCUCAAAUCCCGUCUCACUGUUGCUCAAGUUUACCACGCGAUCAGCAAUCAAGGUAACUUCAACUUCAACUACCUCUGCUUCCUAAUCUGUGCUGCCAUUGUGUCUGACAUCGCGUUGGUCACUGACUCUGCUGCCUGUGUCUUCGCCAGUAUGCUCCUCUCUCCCCUCAUGGAGCCCAUAAUGUGUAUCAUUUUUGGUCUAAGUCUUCGCGAGCGACGAAUGACUAUGAAGGGAUUCAGAAACACCUCUGUCUCCCUUGUCAUUUGCAUCAUCGUGGGUAAGUUUGUGUUCAACGAAAGGACGUCGCAUAGAUCGAGUCAAGUUCGUGGCUUGGAUUUUCUUUCAGGCAUUGCUUUUGGUAUUCCCGCGCACUUUAUCAGCAUGUUCCAAGGCAUUUCACCAUAUCCGACUAGCGAGAUGUCUAGCAGAGGUGAAGCAAAGGCUCUCAUUGCCUCGAUCAUUGUGGCCUCGGCCUCGGGAGUGAGCGUAUCCUUUGCUAUCCUUUCCAACAGUCUUGCUGCGAUGAUUGGAAACGCCAUCUCUCUCUCCCUUCUUCCGCCCUCUGUCAAUUGCGGCCAGUUUUUUCUUCUCGCUGUGAUUGCUCUCUUAGAUCGUCCCUAUGUUAUGAAAAAGACGGAGACCCUGCGGGAGAACAGCACAAUCUCGGUGACCGUGGUGCAGUGCCAGUACCGGUGGAUCAAGGAUUACAGCUUCAUUUACAUUACCAACGCCUGUGAUGCGCCCACUGAAUUCGCCAUCCGCGGUGUGGUCUCCUUCUGUCUUACUCUCCUUAAUAUUAUUCUCAUUAUAAUUACUGGCUACUCUGUCAAUCGGCUGAAAGAUCUGGUACCCCAGUCCUUCACGAACGAUGAGACUCGAAGAUUCUAUACUAAGGACUUGAAGGAGGUGCGCGACAACUACGAUUGCGUGCAUCGGCUGAAGGCAGCUGAUUUGGCGGCGCAGGCCUACCAGGAGUACCUUCGCCUUUCCCUUCAUCCCCCCGAGGGCGACUAUACAGCGGAGGACACGGAACAACUCACGGCCAACUUUCAGGCCGUUAUGGAGGGAAUCGGUCACGAUCCGCACAUACAGACCAUCGGUUCAUGGACGCACUCAGGACAUAGCGAUUUUCUUGCCGAGUUCACUAGGGCAACGGAGGCGCUGUCUCAGGGCAGUGACAACCUAAGUGGGCCUGGAAAUGGGACCAGCGGGCGAGCCUUCGCGCGCAAUUCUAUCUCUUCUAACCCGACAGCAGGCAGAUCUGAAGCUCUCGGUUCGUAUCUACCUCGGCGCCUUAGGCAGAUCGGAACCACUGAAAAUGGAGACCACGAAGAGGCCUUAGAACAACCACGUCCUCAAUCGCUUACACCGCCUGCAAGCACAGACCCUGAGGGGGCUGCAUCACCUCAACCUCAUCCGCCUCCUCCUCCCAUGCGCUUUACGUACCAACAGAAUCAACGUCAAGUACGCACUGGGUUCUGGCAGAACUUGUUAAAUCGACGUUUCUCGUCGCCACACCCACCACCGCCUAUGCCAGUGCCGGAGGUGGAAUCGGAGAUGGAGCGAGGUACGUCGCAGUGGCCGCCUCGGCGGACCCCUGAGGAUGCGAUCGCGGGUGAGGUUUCAAUGCGUGAACCCUCAGCCAGCGUUUUUGGCCUCAAGCCUGUUCUCUCUCGCGUGUCCUCCAUUGAAUCUGAUGCUAGCGAGCUACUUGGAGAGGCGCCCCCAUCCAAUAGUGGCGGCAAUGCUGCAACAUCGCAUCGGCAUUUGCAGCAAAAACAACAUCAGCAGAUUUCACGAAGUGCCUACGAUGUCUCCUCGAUGCUACCUCGGAAUCGAAGCCUGGCAUCCGUCUCCACCAUCGGAGGAAAAUUCGAAGUGACACCGACAAUCAGAAAGCCCCAGUCCACCAGAAACCUGGGCUCAUACCUUGAAAAGGGUUUUUGA